AUGCCGUGCGAGGCCCUGCUCCCUACAGCUGAUGCUGUCACUGUGCACAAGGAAGGGAUGGAUCAGGGCUCAUCCCACAAGAUGCAGAUGCCCUUGAAUUCUGGCUACAGGUGCUGCAGCGGGAUCCCUGGCCUGUGCUGCUUGAGCGGGGUGGCUCGUGUGGGCUGUGGGGGUGUACAGAGGAGAAAGAGGCAGCCACAAUUCACUUGGAACACCAUGAACUUUGGAAGACGAGGGGACGCUGCAGGCAAAAUUCCCACUGCUGCCUCUCAUUCUCGGCAGCCCUUGCGGAUCCUCGUGGUGGACACUCAAGCCCCUCACUGGGCCCACACCUGUCAUCUGGUCUGUGAAGCCCUGGAAAAUGUCUUUGCCCUCACCAGCAGCUUGGCAGGCCCACCACGCAUCCCCCUGCUCAGCAUCUACGUGGCCCAGGCCUGGCAGGAGUGCCUGCUGCCCUUCGUGGUGAUGAGAGGGGGCUUUGCUCGGCUACAGAGAUGCCUCGCAGAGCUCCGAGCCUUACCAACAGAAGGGGCGUUUCAGCCCAAAGAGGACGUGGUGACCCAGGCUGUGAAGGACGGGCUGCAGCAGUUCAAGCAGUUCACCAGGCAGAGCUCAGCAAGCGAGUCCAUAAACAGCUCUUCUGUGGAGAUCACGAUCCUGACGAGCCAAGCGGGCACAGAGAUGGUCAAGCAGCUGGAAGCCGGGCUGCAGGGCGUUGACCUGGUCAGUCUUCACCAGCUGCAAGUAGUGGUGAUCGGCAGGGAUGGGUGGCCAGCACCAUCGGAGGCAGAGGGGAUCAGCCAUGCCAGAGGGGAAGCCAGCUGUACUGAAAACGCCAUGGUCCUGGGCACAGCCAUUGACCUCCAGACAGUAGAGAAAGAUCUCGCGGCCUUGGAGACGUUCUUCAAAGGCUGGCUGCACGACUGGAGCACAGAUCGAGAGCACCUCCACCUCCUCCUGCCUUCUGGACCCACCAGCCGUUCCUGUGCAGCCGAGGCCGGCCUGGUGUGUGUGAAGUGUGAUGUCCAGGAGAGGCUGCUCAGCCCCGCUCUACUUCCUGCCACCUGCGGGGGCGCGGAUGAUGCACACAGUCCCUUCUGGAUGGCGGCAGGCCACACCCUGGCCCCACGCAGGCUCCAGGUUGUCAGGGCGCUGAAGGCUGAAGGGCUGUGCGAAUCCGUGCUUUGGGGGCUGCCUCUUGUCAUCCGGCCCACAAGCUGCUGGCAGCUGAACUGGGAUGAACUGGAGGCCAACCAGCACAACUUCCAGGCCCUCUGCCGCUGCCUGCAGAAACGGGAGUGGUUGCUUCUGGCCAAGUGCGAGCCCCAGGAGACAGGUCCCAGGUGGGGCCCCUCCGCAGACUCCUACCAGGUUCUCCUGCCUUCAGGCUCCUCUUCACUGCUGCUCCGCUCCAUUGCUGUCCGAGAGCUCCUCCUGCCCUGCAGCUUUCCCCCUCUCCCCGAUGACCUGCCUGAAGCAGCACUCAGCAGAAUAGAGAGCAUCCUGGACGGGCUGCAGGUUGAGGCGGCCUACAACCCCCUGGCUGUGACGAGUCACCUCUACGGGGUGCUACGGAGCAGCGCUGGCCGGCCACUGGCCUCCCGGGCACAGCGCCCACAGCGCUCGGCUGAACGGCACCUGCCCCGCCAGCAAUCCGGCCGGCAGCACCCCAGUAAGGCCAAGGCCACCGUGGCCCCUCUGCGCAUGGCCCCCCCGCCGCCGGCUAGUCUGGGCAGCUCCCUUUCCUCUCUUUGCUCCGGAGAGGGGGAGGGGGAGGCGUUCCUGGACUCCCUGUAGAGCCGACCUGCCUCCCUGUCGUGCAGGGCCCGUGUACUGCAAGUCCCCCCAAGAGCUCCCUGGCCCCAGCGGUGGGUGGGUGCCACCUGGGCCUGGAGGAGGAGAUCGCCAGCCACUGCCAGGUGCGGGUAUGGAGCCCCCGCUUCUGCCAGGGCACAGCCCCCCUUCUCCCACCGUCGAGCCUUUAUGCCAUGAGACCUGUUUGCGCACACCCCCUUCCCCCACAGCUCCAGCUGGCCCCUCAGCCCCCUUCCUGCGAGCGAGCCACGUCUCGGGCCUGGGCCUGGCCUCUUCCAGGGCGUGGCGGACAACCAUAGGGGGAAGGCAGGCCAACGCAGCUCUCCCCUCUCCGGCCUGGGAGUGAACUUGCCCCCAGUGGUGGGGCUGGGGCUGGAGGAGAGUGCCACAGAUUUAGCCAGGCGCACUCCUCAUACUCAAGUGGCAGCAGACAUUUCCCAUGUGUGGGGCCAGAGCACCCCGCACGAAUGAACUGGAUCAGAUGGGAAACAGCCUGCCCCAAGCGCUCGUGGGGCUCUGCCCGGGCCAAGGGAGCCUUUUUCUGAAGGCAGCUUCCUUGCUUCUGCCAGGCUUUGCUGGGUCUCGUACUCCAGCUUCAAUAAACUUCUUCACAGCA
Molecule: messenger RNA, 2431 nt
Organism: Eublepharis macularius
Lineage: Eukaryota; Metazoa; Chordata; Lepidosauria; Squamata; Eublepharidae
Gene: M1AP
Product: meiosis 1 associated protein
Exons: 11
Coding region: 1-1797 (598 amino acids)
Biological process (GO): male meiosis chromosome separation; meiosis I; spermatogenesis
Source: RefSeq, a predicted model, not a curated record